Dendrobium catenatum is the source of this 1807-nucleotide messenger RNA. Its product is annotated as VAN3-binding protein. The coding region runs from base 83 to 1486 and encodes 467 amino acids. Gene Ontology annotation, biological process: leaf vascular tissue pattern formation; auxin-activated signaling pathway; phloem or xylem histogenesis. Lineage: Eukaryota; Viridiplantae; Streptophyta; Magnoliopsida; Asparagales; Orchidaceae. The transcript has 7 exons. The record is from RefSeq and is a predicted model, not a curated record.
UACCAGGCAAAGAUAAAACAGAGCACGCUCGCUCUGAAACUCCUUGUCUCUUGCUCUUCCCUCCUAUACCUUCGCCAUCAAAAUGAACGACGAUAGUGGUCCGCCGCGGUCCGCCGGUCUCCGGCCACCGGAGUUACCUCUCGAUCCAAUGGAAUUCCUUGCUCGCUCUUGGAGCGUCUCUGCUCUUGAAGUAUCACGAGCGGUUUCUCCUGCAGCUCCGCCGCCACCGGCGGCUUCCGGCGGAAUCAUAAUGGAGGAAGCUAUUGCUGAACAUGAAGAGGAGGUGGCACCGAUUCCGGCAGCCAUCGCUGGAAGCCCGUUCUCCUUCGCCUCAUCUGCCACUUCGCAGCUUGUUUUAGAGCGAAUAAUGUCUCAGUCACAAGAAGUCUCACCUUUGACCUCCGGUCGUCUCUCCCACAGCAGCGGCCCACUCAAUGGCGGCCAGAGCGGUGGCUCACUCUCCGACAGCCCGCCGGUCUCCCCUUCCGAUCAUGAUGACGUCAAGUAUGUUCGAGCAAUCAGCGCGGCGGCGAAGCCGCCGCAGCUACGUCCGGCCGCCGCUGGCGGCCGAACGGUCGGAAGAUGGCUGAAGGAUCGGCGGGAGAAGAAGAAAGAAGAGGCUCGCGCGCACAACGCGCAACUGCACGCAGCGAUCUCGGUAGCUGGAGUUGCGGCGGCGGUGGCCGCGGUGGCGACGGAAGCGGCUUUAGUAGCGUCGGAACGGCACGUGCGCGCGGCUCGCACGGACAUGGCCGUCGCAUCAGCUGCGACCCUCGUGGCUUCCCAAUGCGUCGACGCGGCCGAAGCCAUGGGCGCCGAACGUGACCACCUUGCGGCCGUCAUUAGCUCUGCCGUCAACGUCCGCACUCCUGGCGAUAUUGUCACCUUGACGGCAGCCGCCGCCACGGCCUUGAGAGCUGCGGCGACGCUGAGGGCGAGGGCGCUAAGGGAAGCUUGGAACAUAGCAGCAGUGAUUCCGGUGGAGAAGGGAGGCGUUUGUUCUCAGUUUGAUCAGAAUUGCCGAGUUCAGAAACAGCAGAAGAGUCCCACGACUGCUCUUGUAAGUGGUAAUUCUGGUUUGAGCGAUGAGAUUCAGCCUCAAGAGGAUUUCCUGGGCAUGUAUAGCCUGGAGUUUCUCGCUCGCGGAGCUGAGCUACUUAAACGUACCAGGAAAGGUUCUCUUCACUGGAAGAUUGUCUCUGUUUAUGUGAAUAAGAUGAGCCAGGUGAUGCUGAAAAUGAAGAGCAAGCACAUUGCUGGGACAAUUACAAAGAAGAAAAAGAGUGUGGUUGUAGAGGUGUGCAAGGAAGUGGCAGCUUGGCCUGGCCGGCACUUGCUUGAAGGUGGAGGGCAGCGGCGCUAUUUCGGCUUGCGGACGGCCGAGGGCCGAGUUAUAGAAUUCGAGUGCAGGAGCCAGAGUGAGCAUGAGAUUUGGACACACGGUGUUGCUCGCCUCCUCGACAUCUCUUUACAAGGAAAGCGUUGAACUCUACAGAACUUCCCUGAAGAGCUUGAUGUAGCAGAACUGCGGAAGGCUUGUUGGCAUCUUCCCUCACCAUGAAGGCUUGUUUUAUGUAUUAAAUGUUUGAUGAGAACCGCUUGCUAUAUGUCAACUACACAGUGAAUGGGGUUUGGUAUAUCAUAAUCUGUAAGAAGCUUUUACUACUGCUCUGCUCAAGAAGUUCUUUCCUGGCAUGUUAGUAGUGUAAUUUCCUUGAUAACUAAAAUGCUUAUGGUAAGCUUUUUCCUGUUUGCUAUUAAUAACAGAUACAUAUAGCCUGUACCCCUACAUGUAUUUAACUUGCUA